AGAAGGUUGGGGAUCGAGGCGACACUACUUGUGGAGGCCGAGCGGAGCAAAAUGGAGAAGAGCGUGGCGGAUACGGCGGCGCCGGUGCCUAGAGUUGCAGUGGUGGUUUACAUUUUGAAAGGGAACUCAGUGCUAUUGGGUCGAAGGCUUUCCUCCACCGGUGACUCCAGCCACUCCACCUUCGCACUCCCCGGCGGCCACCUCGAGUUCGGCGAGGCGUUUGAUGAAUGUGCUGUGAGAGAAGUGAAGGAAGAAACAGGGUUAGACAUUGAGAAAACAGAGUUUUUGACUGUGACAAACAACCCCUUUUUGAAUGAUCCAAAGCCUUCCCAUUAUGUUACCAUUUUUAUGCGAGCUGUUUUGUCGGAUCCAUUGCAACUUCCACAAAAUCUGGAGCCAAGCAAGUGCGGCGGCUGGGAUUGGUACGACUGGGAUCACCUUCCAAAUCCUCUGUUUUGGCCUUUGGAGAAGAUGGUAAAAAGUGGGUUUAAUCCAUUUCCUGUUUGAUUGGUGUUCUUAACAUUGUACACACAUAAAUGAUGAAUCUGAUGUGUUAAUCCUUCUGUUGCUUUAUCUUUUGUUAAGUGUCUGCUUGAUGAAGAAGAAUGUUUUGGGGGCU
This is a messenger RNA of Benincasa hispida (wax gourd), 619 nucleotides long. RefSeq names its product nudix hydrolase 1-like. The record is from RefSeq and is a predicted model, not a curated record. Gene Ontology annotation, cellular component: cytosol. Gene Ontology annotation, molecular function: 8-oxo-7,8-dihydrodeoxyguanosine triphosphate pyrophosphatase activity. Gene Ontology annotation, biological process: dGTP catabolic process. NCBI's taxonomy places the organism in Eukaryota, Viridiplantae, Streptophyta, Magnoliopsida, Cucurbitales, Cucurbitaceae.